AUGUUCCUGCGGGCAAUCGGACGGCCAUUAUUGGCUAAAGUGAAGCAGACGACGGGGAUCGUCGGGCUCGACGUUGUCCCGAACGCGAGGGCGGUGCUGAUCGAUCUCUACACCAAAACCCUAAAGGAGAUCCAAUCGGUGCCGGAGGACGAAGGAUACAGGAAAUCCGUGGAAUCGUUCACGCGCCACCGUCUCAAUGUGUGCAAGGAGGAAGAAGACUGGGAGGUGAUCGAGAAGCGUCUUGGUUGCGGUCAGGUCGAGGAGCUCAUCGAAGAGGCUGAAGACGAGCUCACCCUCAUUGCCAAAAUGAUCGAAUGGGACCCUUGGGGUGUUCCAGAUGACUACGAAUGUGAAGUGAUCGAGAACGAUGCGCCGAUUCCGAAGCACGUUCCGCAGCACCGACCAGGUCCUCUUCCUUCAGAGUUCUACAAAACCCUUGAAGGUCUUCUUGCAGAGUCCAAAAGGGAGAUUCCAGCUGCUACCACCACCACCACCACCAGCGAUCCUCAGUUGAAGGAGUGA
This is a messenger RNA of Microthlaspi erraticum, 522 nucleotides long. NCBI's taxonomy places the organism in Eukaryota, Viridiplantae, Streptophyta, Magnoliopsida, Brassicales, Brassicaceae. The record is from the annotation of a GenBank genome assembly.